AUGGCAGCACGGGAGCACUUAUACUUAGCCCUUCACGGCUUGUGGGGCCUGUGGAGAGGCCGCCAGCCCCUUGUGUGUUAUGUGCAGACGCCGCAGCAAUUUGCUGCAGCGCAGCAGCAGCAGCAGAAGCAGCGAGAGCUCCAAACACCAUCAGCAGUAGCAGCUGCAGCUGCCAUUUCGCAGAGGCAACAAGUUUUCCAUGAAGGCCCUUUAUUCCCCUACGAUUUCAACUGGAUUGCUGCAGUGAGGGCCUCCAGGGCCCUCCGUGCUGCAGUGCGGCGUGGCCUUCAGCAGCAGCAGCAGCAGCAGCAGCAGCAGCAGCAGAAGUAUCUGGCAUACCUGAUAGACCGGAGUUGCCAGCUGCAGCAGCAGCUGAAUUACUGCUGCUUCGUCAAGCCGUCUUUCUUAACUUCGCGGUUCGCAAUAAGGCCCCUGGAGGCGCUCAUAGACAGCCUUCUCUUGCUGCAGCAGCAGCAGCAGCAGCAGCAGCAGCAGCAGCAGCAACAGCAGCAGCAGCCUGCAAAGCUGGAAGAAGAAGAAACUGCUGCUGCUGCUCGCCGGGGCCUUACGGUGGAGCAGCAACGCCUGGUGGACGAAACAAGUGCCCGCUUUUGCCGCGCCGUCGCGAAAGCAACCGCAAGACCGGAUUUUGCUGCUGCUGCUGCAUGCGGGGAGUUGGUUGUUGCUGCUGCAUGCAGGGGUUUUGCUGUUGCUGCUGCAUGCAGGGAGUUGGUUGUUGCUGCUGCAUGCAGGGGUUUCGCUGUUGCUGCUGCAUGCAGGGAGUUGGUUGUUGCUGCUGCAUGCAGGGGUUUUGCUGUUGCUGCUGCAUGCAGGGAGUUGGUUGUUGCUGCUGCAUGCAGGGGUUUUGCUGUUGCUGCUGCAUGCAGGGAGUUGGUUGUUGCUGCUGCCUGCCUGGGGGGCCCCGGAGCUAAGCUGCUGCAGCAGCUGUACAAGACAGACAGCAGGGGAGCUCUUCAUGUGCCUUAUGAGGGUUCGAACUAUGAGACAGUGUUGGCGCUGCUGCAAACCCUAAACCCUAAACCCUCUUUUCCCCAAAGCCCAAACCCUAAACCCUCAGCGCGAGCCCUAAGUUCAGAAGAGGCUGCAGGCAAAGACUUGGUGACGCAGUGGGCGGAGCUACGGAACGAGGCGCACCGACCGCAGCAGCAGCAGCUGCUGCAGCAGCUGCUGCUGCUGCUGCAGCAGAGGCAGCAAAUUGCAGCUAGCUGCGGCUACUCUUGCUGGGCAGAACUGCGCAUCAAAAGACAAACAGCAGAGGGCCACUAUUGGAGGCAAGUGCCGCUGCUGCUGCGGUCUAUUGGCCUUGCUGCAGCGCAAAGGGCUCCCCAGCAGCUGGGACACGCUCUGCGGCAGCAGCAGCAGCAGCAGCAACAGCAGCGGGAGCAGCAGCCGAGACUGCAGCAGUGGCGUCCCACGGUUGACCAGUGGUUAGCAGCAGCUCUGAGGGCCUACGGGCGGGGCGCAAGCGACUUGGAAGCUGCUGCUUGGUUCCCUGAGUCUCUUUCAGCUAGCCAGCUGCCGCACCAGCUAGCUGCUGCUCUGGGCCUUAGGCUGGAGCCGCUGCUGAAGAAACAGUGGAGAGGAUACGGCAGGCGAGCAAAGCACUAA
Messenger RNA from Eimeria necatrix, 1629 nucleotides. RefSeq lists its product as hypothetical. Bases 1 to 1629 code for a protein of 542 amino acids. The record is from RefSeq and is a predicted model, not a curated record. Lineage: Eukaryota; Apicomplexa; Conoidasida; Eucoccidiorida; Eimeriidae. The transcript is spliced from 3 exons.